UGUUGGGACAGAGUUCCUGUGGGCAGCCCUAGGAGCGCCCCCACUGGCUGGGCCCGUCCCACGGGAGCCAGACGGCUUCCUCCCCUCCCACAUCUGAGGAAGUCUCGCCAAGCCUGCGGCGGUGGGGUGGAGUGACCUGCCCGCCCGCAGACACCUCUUUCGCUCAGUGACCGCAGCGAGCAGCUCUGAGCAGGACCCUCCCUCCCGAAAAAGCCUUGCAGUCCCCCCCGUGCCCCGCGCCAUGAAGACCGCCGGACUACCUUCUCUUCUUCUCCUCCUCUCUCUCCUGCUGAUCAGGACAGAAUCAAAUACAACAGAUCCGUCGCCAAGUACAGUUCCAGGACCAGGUGGACAAUCAAUCCCAACAACAACUCCAACAACUCCAAAUAAUAACACAACAACAGACAUAGGCGGAGAUUCAAAUGCAACUUCAAGUGUAACCCAAACAGGAUCAACACUAAAUCCGAAAGAAGACUCUCCAAAAACAAAGCCAACUGAUGCAGCCACAGUCACCUCAGCACCGGGCAGUACCCUAGAAACAGCACCUAUGACUACCCCCUCGGCAAACGAGACAGGACAAAUUGAGGGAAAUGAUGGCCAAACUGAGAACAUGACCAAUUCAGCAGAUCUCCCAGAUACCACCAUCACCAGCAAGCCAAAGGAGACAGGACCCACUACGGCAGGACCAAAGUCAUCAAAAGCUCCAAACACGACAGUGGCCAUAUCAGGCACACCUGCACCAAAGCCAGAUGUACCUAUGCCAAAGAGCUCAGGAGAUAAAGAAAAAUUAAUAGUGAAUAAUGGAUCCGAUAAACAUAAGGGACCGACAACCGAGCCUCCCAAAGACAAGAAGAUGCUUUGGAUUCUGUUGCCUGUAUUGGGGGUUCUGGUAGCAGGGGUCAUCUUUGUUCUGAAAAAGUACACGAAGGGCCACGGACACACAGGCACGGCAGAAAACGGAACAGAAAACGCUUCCUUUCAAAGCAGAUCUGAGAGCAAUAAAGACGGGGUGAUGCUUCUGGGGGUGAAAACAUCAGAAGGGGAGGGAAACGCAGCUGCAAGAUAAGGAAGAACCAACAUACUACUGAGUGGACCAAGAGACAGGCCAGUGCUAUGACCAGGAAAAAAGGGUUCCAAGUCUUGCACUGUUUGAUUAUUUGGCUUUUUUUGUUACACUUAAACACAAUGGGGCAACUGCAACCAGACUAGCAGGAGUUUAAACCUCAUGUUUAAUCCCCUAGGACACAGAACUGCAUUAAUACUGGAACAGCUACUACUAUUCUCAGAUUGAGAGUAGCUAUUCCACUUUUAUACAGAAGUUCCACUUCUAUAUGGACUAGAGGUUUAACUUGAAACUCCUGCUCAGUUGAUUGCAUUUGCCCCAUUGUUACAAAUGUCACAUUAAAUCUAUUACACAUAAACAGUUAUUUGGAAACAAACUACAUUGCCUGAGUGAUGUGCUGUCAGGUGCAAGAGGAAAUGAUGUCACUGACUGAAGAAAAGAAACAAGGAAUCUCAUCCAGAGACAUGUGGCAGUCAUUUAAAAAAAAGACUGGAAGUUGAAUAUUUGAAAUAUGGAGAAAAGACCUUUUUUUAAAAAAAUGAAUGGAAAGCAACGGAGUGCUUUUAUACCCUGAUGUGUCUAGUGAGCUACAGGCUAAACGGGUAAAUGAAGCUGUUGCGUACAGUGAGACUAGGCCAGAACCAAGGGUUGAGAGACAGAAGCUGCCAUUGGAACACUGAGUGAAAACAAACAAUGAUGCUGAACUUUCUGGAAGCUUCUGCAUGUGUACGUAAGACAUGUUAUAAGCCUAUAGGGAACAUUAGUAAAUUUGAGAUGUAAAAAAAUUAAGUAAAGCAUUAACAUGCACACACGUACACAUGGGCACACACAUACACGCACUCACACAAACACACACACGCAUACUCACACACAUGCAUGCACACACACAUGCAAACAAACAUACAAGUGCAUGCACAAACAGCAGAUCACUGAAAAGAUUGUUACACAGUGGUUAAAAUGUAUAUUUUUAGAAAUUGCACAAGGAAGAGUCUUUUGAGCCAAAUAAUUUCUGCCGGCGAUUGAUUACACACUGUUUUAUUUUGUUGUGUUUUUUCCUUUCAUUUGGCUAUAAGAAUCAGUCUUGAUUGUCCAUUCUAUGCAAUAAAGAAUAUUAUAUUCAUUUUCUGAUAAAUUCAGUAGUUGUACAAAUAUGCUUAAAGAUAAUUUUAUUAUUAUGUUUGUAUGUGUAAUCUCAAGGAAAAAUCAAUCCAAGCCCCUCAUUCCUCAUAACGUUUUGUGAAUUGUGACCAGUGAAAUCCUUGAACCAGAGCCAAAUAUUGUGGCAAAGUUUUUUAGUGGAAUGUUUCAUAUGUCAAAGGGAAAUAUUUCAGAUGGCAAAAAGCAGGCAUAAACGUACUGAGCACUGCUCUGCUGGGUUUGCAUAAAGGAUUCCUUUAAUACCGAAUGUCAUUAGAAUCAAAUGAUUCUAGAAUCAAAGAAAAUGAGGGGACAUAUACUUUAUAUGUCUGAUGUUAGAAUUGUGGACUGUUGUUUAAUUUAAAAAUAAAAUGGCAUACUAUACCUCCACACCACAGUCCAUAUUAAACCCUCCUUCCAGUUAUUGCUCCGUAACAAUCAUCUGUCACAACUGAUCAUACAAUAGGAACAAUAAGAAAUAAGCUUAUGAACUUCUGUUUUAAAUAAUUGACAAUAAUUGUAAUAAAUAUAACUGACCCUCCCCCCACACUGAAAAGCUUUUAGAAAUGAGGUAAAAUUUUGGUGUCCUAUCAAUUCAGUCUUUUGCUUUUGGAUUCACUUUGUUAUACCAUCCCAAGAGAUGGUUUAAAACGUUUUUGUCACUGUUUUCUUUGCUUUUGAUGUUUUGUGUUUUCAUUCUUAGAAUAUUUGUGAAUAUUUGUCUUAGUUUUUGAACCAGUUUUGUGCAAACAGCAAAUCUUUUUCUUUUUUAAAUCAUGUUUCAUUAAAGUUCUCAUAAUUUUUCCUA
Molecule: messenger RNA, 3008 nt
Organism: Anguilla anguilla (European eel)
Lineage: Eukaryota; Metazoa; Chordata; Actinopteri; Anguilliformes; Anguillidae
Product: mucin-5AC-like
Exons: 12
Coding region: 242-1066 (274 amino acids)
Source: RefSeq, a predicted model, not a curated record